AGGUGAGUGAUUAUCCAGUGCAUAAGAUAUGGAUGUCUGAUGAUUAUGGACGUGAUAAAGAUCUCCACGGUAUACCCAGCUAUUUUCCCAAGAACUUUGUAUUGCAGAAUAUUCCCAUUUCUGUGGAGUGUAAAAGAUGUAAAGAGAAUAAUUUGUUUAGAAUUGGGUUUGUUUUAGAAGAUCUCUAUGAGUUUGAUGAUGGCUUUAAGAUCUACGAUACAGAUACAAGCAGUAUCGGUUGCCCAGAAGUUCCGCUCCUUAUACAAUCCAAGAUGAUAUCACUGUUUCCAUCAGUGGAUGUUUUCAAUUAUACGGCAGAUAUCGAUGGUGCUCAUGAGCAUACCACUUUGCCAACAAUUCGUUCUAAAUUCACUCUGAAAACUUAUUUCGAAACAUUUAUUCCAUUAAUUGAAGCAGAAGCGAAUAGGGAGAGGGAAAUUAAAGAAGCAAUGAAACAAGAGAAUGUAACACUGAGAUGCUAUGACGGCUAUGAGAUGAGAUUAGAUUUACUAGAGGAAAGCAUUCGUUUACAGGAUAUGAUGAAGUAUGCGGUUGAAAAGAUGACCUGGUAUGAGAAAAGAUCCGAAAUCUCAAAAGUUGUUGAUUCUAGUGGGGAAUGCAUGAAUAAUGGAAAGAAGAAAUCUACGGGAAUUAUGCAUACCGUUUUAACUGGGGAUAUCAUACAAAGGAAAAUAGCCAAAAACCAAAGCAUACCCAGCAAUAUCGAUGGCAAUACAAUUUUAACACCUCCUGGAUUUCCCAAGUUAAACACUUCCCAGUUGGUUGCCAUUGAGGCAGCCUUAUCAUCUACGAACCUCACCCUUGUUCAGGGGCCUCCUGGAACAGGUAAGACAUUGGUUUCGUCAGCAAUUGUUUAUAACUUUGUUAAAGCUCAGAAAAGGAAGGUGUUUAUAAUUGCUCCUAGCAAUACUGCAGUAGAUCAACUGGCAAUAAAAAUCAACAAUACGGGGCUAAAGGUGUUGAGAGUGGUUUCUAAAAGGAAAGAGGAAGAGGCUAGUGAGGUGGAUUACUUGAGCAUGCAUGUUUUAGUAAAUGAGCUGGUGAGUGAGGAGGUCAAGAAUAAAUAUGGCAAUAAGCAUGGGAAUGUGCCUGAUAGCUAUACUGCAGUUGCUCAGGAGGAAUUGAUCAAAUCAGCAGAUGUCAUCUGCUGUACUUGUGUUACUGCGGGACAAAAACUAUUCAACAAACACAAUUUUCCAAUUGUGCUCAUUGACGAGGCUGUGCAAUGCACAGAACCACUUACUCUGAUUCCUUGUAUGUAUAAUUGUGAAAAACUCAUUCUGGUAGGAGAUCAUAAGCAAUUAGGGCCAACUGUACUGAAUAAAGAGGCAAUAAAAUCAGGGUUCAAGCAAAGUCUCUUCGAAAGAAUGCUCAGUUUGAAUGUAAUGGCCUAUCUCCUAUCGAUUCAGUAUAGAAUGAAUAGUAGCCUGUGUGAGUUUCCAAAUGAAUAUUUUUAUAAUGGAUAUUUGAGAACGGCAAGUAAAGAUGUUGAGAAUAUGGACAAGGACAAUUCUAUGACUUAUGAUAAUUCCAAUGUGAUGUCUUUUAAUUCAUCGUCUAUUCCAGAUAAAUUGACCAAUUUAAAUUCUAUCAAUUUCUUUUAUGCUACUUACUGUAAAGAAGAGAUAAGUCAAAAUGGCACAAGUUAUAUUAAUAAAGGUGAAGGUGUGAUAGUAGAAAAUAUAAUAAAGUAUUUAUUCAGAAAUGGUGUCAUGGAACAGCAAAUUGGCGUUAUUACACCCUAUGAGGGGCAGAGGAGUUAUAUUCUGAACAAGAUGGUGGAGACUGGCAAUCUGGAGAUAUCCAAUGUCGAUGGGUUUCAGGGCAGAGAGAAGGAUUAUAUUAUUGUAUCCUUGGUCAGAAGUAAUUCCUUCCAAGGGAUUGGUUUUGUAGCUGACAAGAGAAGAAUGAAUGUAACUCUCACAAGAGCCAAGUAUGGGUUGAUUGUGAUAGGGAAUCCCUUUACUCUCUACAAGAAUAGGUUUUGGGGUGAUUUCUUGGAAUUCUAUUCUAAAAAGGGUCAAAUUUAUGAGGGAAAUAUCAGUAAUUUGAGAGGUGUUUCCUUAAAGGAAAUAAUUAACGAGGAGACGGAG
Messenger RNA from Medioppia subpectinata, 2114 nucleotides. NCBI's taxonomy places the organism in Eukaryota, Metazoa, Arthropoda, Arachnida, Sarcoptiformes, Oppiidae. The record is from the annotation of a GenBank genome assembly.